CCUGAUGCGUGAAGCAUGACCCCACACCGGCCCGGUGGUCCCGCAUCAGCUCUGUGCCACCUCUCGCAGUCCCUUGGCAUGGGGAGGGGAUGUGCACCACUGCUGGGGCGUGAUAUCCACCAGAGUGGGAAUGAAACAACCCUGAGCACCGAACCCAGUGUGCUGGGGAAGAGAAGCGGGUCGGUACACGCACUGUGGUGGUGGGGCACCGUCCAGUUUCGGAAACAGAUGCAUACGUGGCACAGAAGUUCUGUGACAACAGGAUUGUCUCCUCCAAGCUCUAGUCCCCAGUCAGCGUGGUGCCUCGGUCUGUCGGUGAGCCUCCCUCUCUCCCCGCAGUACACCCUCUGGAACUUCCUCCCGAAGAACCUUUUUGAGCAGUUUAGAAGAAUUGCCAACUUCUACUUCCUCAUCAUCUUCCUCGUGCAGGUGAUAGUGGACACCCCAACCAGCCCGGUGACAAGUGGCCUCCCGCUCUUCUUUGUCAUCACUGUCACAGCUAUCAAACAGGGAUAUGAGGACUGGCUGAGGCACAGAGCUGACAACGAAGUGAACAAAAGCAAUGUCUUCAUUGUCGAAAACGCAAAGCAAGUGCAGAAGGAGAGUGAGAAAAUCAAGGUUGGAGACAUAGUAGAAGUGAAAGCGGAUGAGACCUUCCCCUGUGACUUGAUAUUUUUGGCCUCCAGCAGCACUGAUGGGACCUGUUACGUCACUACAGCGAGUCUCGAUGGCGAGUCCAAUUUCAAGACUCACUACGCAGUGCGGGAUACCACUGUGCUCUGUACGGAUGAAGCCAUUGACUCCCUCACAGCCACAAUCGAGUGCGAACAGCCACAGCCUGACCUCUACAAAUUUGUUGGAAGAAUUAUCAUCUACAGAAGUAACCAGGAGCCCGUAGCCAGGUCUUUGGGUCCUGAAAACCUGUUGCUGAAAGGUGCUACUCUCAAAAAUACCAAGAAGAUUUAUGGAGUUGCAGUCUAUACUGGAAUGGAAACGAAAAUGGCUUUGAACUACCAAGGGAAAUCUCAGAAACGGUCUGCUGUAGAAAAAUCUAUCAAUGCUUUCCUGAUAGUGUAUUUGUGCAUCCUGUUGAGCAAGGCUACUGUGUGCACAACUCUGAAAUACGUCUGGCAGAGUAAUCCAUUUAAUGAUGAGCCUUGGUACAAUGAAAAGACUAAAAAAGAGAGAGACACAUUCAAGGUCUUGCGGAUGUUCACAGACUUCUUGUCGUUCAUGGUCCUCUUCAAUUUCAUCAUCCCAGUCUCCAUGUAUGUUACAGUAGAGAUGCAGAAGUUCUUGGGCUCCUUCUUCAUCUCUUGGGACAAGGAGAUGUAUGACGAAGAAAUAAAGGAGGGAGCAUUGGUGAACACCUCAGACCUGAACGAAGAGCUUGGGCAGGUGGAGUACGUCUUCACAGACAAAACUGGGACCCUGACAGAAAACAGCAUGGAGUUCAUAGAGUGCUGCAUAGAUGGGCAUAACUACAAAGACUGCAUUUCAGAGAUGGAUGGCUUCUCUCAGACUGAUGGACCCCUAAAAUAUUAUGGCAAAGCAGAAAAGAGCCGUGAGGAGCUGUUCCUGCGAGCCCUCUGCCUGUGCCACACUGUUCAGAUCAAGGAAGCAGACCAGAUGGACGGGCUGAUAGGACAUCCAGAACGCAAAUACUCCUAUAUCUCCUCUUCCCCAGAUGAAAUUGCUUUGGUGAAAGGCGCAGAAAAGUAUGGUUUCACUUUUCUAGGACUUGAAAACAAUUUCAUGAAAAUACGAAACCAAAAGAAUGAAACUGAAAUGUACCAGCUUCUUCACGUGUUGAACUUUGAUCCUGUCCGUCGCCGUAUGAGCGUCAUUGUGAGAACCACCACAGGAAAGUUGCUUCUCUUCUGUAAAGGAGCAGACUCCUCUAUUUUUCCAAGGGUGCAGCAAGAAGAAAUCCAACAAACAAAAGUCCAUGUGGAGCGCAAUGCUAUGGAUGGCUACCGAACACUCUGCGUGGCAUUCAAAGAACUAACUCAGAAGGAGUAUGACAAAAUUGACAGGCAACUUAAUGAAGCAAAGAUGGCUCUGCAGGACAGGGAGGAAAAGAUGGCAAAAGUUUUUGAAGACACAGAAGCAGACAUGCACUUGAUAGGGGCUACUGCUGUAGAAGACAGGCUGCAGGAGCAGUCGGCAGAGACGAUUGAAGCUCUGCACGCAGCUGGCAUGAAGGUUUGGGUGCUGACGGGAGACAAGAUGGAAACUGCCAAAUCCACCUGCUAUGCCUGCAGGCUCUUCCAGACCAGCACCGAGCUGCUGGAGCUGACGGCGAAAACGGUGGGUGAGAGUGAAAGAAAGGAGGAUCGGCUCCAUGAGCUGCUGAUGGAGUACCAUAAAAAGCUGAUUCAGGAGAUUCCCAAGAACCGGGGAGGCCUGAAGAGAAGCUGGACGUUGACUCAAGAAUAUGGCCUGAUUAUAGAUGGCUCGACGCUGUCGCUGAUACUCAACCCUUCUCAGGACUCCAGUUCUAGCAAUUACAAAAACAUAUUUCUACAAAUCUGCUUGAAGUGUACUGCAGUCCUCUGCUGCCGGAUGGCUCCUUUGCAGAAAGCACAGAUUGUGCGAAUGGUGAAGAACACAAAAGGGAGCCCAAUAACCCUUUCCAUAGGGGACGGUGCAAAUGAUGUCAGUAUGAUUUUGGAAGCACAUGUUGGAAUAGGUAUAAAAGGCAAAGAAGGACGGCAGGCUUCCAGAAACAGUGACUAUGCUGUGCCAAAGUUUAAACAUUUAAGAAAAUUGCUACUAGCACACGGGCAUUUGUAUUACGUGAGAAUAGCACACCUUGUACAGUAUUUCUUCUAUAAGAACCUUUGCUUCAUUUUACCGCAGUUUUUAUACCAGUUCUUCUGUGGAUUCUCACAGCAGCCACUGUACGAUGCUGCUUAUCUUACCAUGUACAACAUCUGCUUCACAUCACUACCUAUCCUGGCUUACAGCCUCCUGGAGCAGCAUAUCAACAUCGACACACUGACCUCAGAUCCUCAGCUGUAUAUGAAGGUUUCAGAUAAUGCAAUGCUGCAGUGGAGGCCAUUCCUGUACUGGACCUUUCUGGGCGCCUUUGAAGGACUUGUGUUUUUCUUUGGGGUUUAUUUUCUUUUUCAAAAUUCAUCGUUGGAAGAUAAUGGAAAGGUUUUUGGGAAUUGGACCUUUGGGACGAUUGUUUUCACCGUGCUGGUGUUCACCGUCACUCUGAAGCUGGCAUUAGAUACCCGAUUCUGGACGUGGAUGAACCACUUUGUGAUUUGGGGCUCCCUUGCCUUCUAUGUGUUUUUCUCAUUCUUUUGGGGAGGAGUCAUUUGGCCUUUCUUGAAGCAGCAAAGAAUGUAUUUUGUAUUUGCCCAUAUGCUGACUUCAGUUUCCACGUGGCUGGCAAUAAUUCUCCUGAUCUUUAUCAGCCUUUUCCCAGAAAUUCUUCUGAUAGUUUUAAAAAAUAUAAAAGAGAAAAAUCAUCAGAGCAGCAGGAAGGCACCUGAUUCAUUGUCGGCCAGACCUUCUGUCAGACCACUUCUUUUAAGAACGUUCUCAGAUGAGUCUAAUGUGUUGUAACAGACUGGCCCCUUUGAUCUGCCUAUGCUAGUCUCAUACAAACGUAUAGAGAAUGGUUAUGUGAAGACUGAAGAUGCUGUUACUAAUUUGUCAGAAAAAUAUCCUCUCAGGAUACUUUAAAGUGCUCCAUAGAAACACUGCAUAUUGUCAUGCUCUAGGAAAAAAACUGUGGGUUUAACCUAACAUUCUCUUUAGUAUUACCAAGUACAGUGAGCAGCCAUGCUGAUAAAGCAGUAGCCAGGGCACCAAACCCACGGUGCCCGUUUGUCUUUGGUCUUGUGGCUUCCCCACCCCCCAGGAAAAAAAAAUAAAAUGCCAAAUUCGAUGUCAUGGGAGGCUGCAAAAGCAUCUUUAGGAGUUCAUCCCAGACAGCAUGAAUUGAAGUGCAGGAGAGCAAUGCCAGCCCCGUUUCACGAGGGGGCUUCCUCUGCCCCCUGCAGAUCUGUCCAAGAGCAGCAGAGAGCUGCUGAAGUCUCUUGCUGUGCCUGACCAAAGAAGUAGCACAGACUUUAAACCCAGUAACAGCCCCCUCCGGCUCCCCGAAAAGACGCAGAAGCUGGAUGCAGCCCUGCGAGCAUCUUGCCUGGUGCUGGGGCUGCCCCCUCCCAGCAAUGGGUCGCCAGGUGCACGCUGCAGAAAUACUUGAAAAUUUGGGAGAAGUCUUUGCUGACAGUACGAAGCAUUCGGUUGCGUGUCCCUCCUCUGGGUACAGCUGGAAGCGGUCUGUGGUCCGUCUGCAGCGCUGGUGCCCGUGCAGAGACCCACAGUGCUGGGAAGCACCUGAACAUCCUCCCGCCACCAGUUUGCUGAUGGUUUAUUCCUGAUGGAGGGUGAAGAAAAGGUCGUUUUUUCCCUUGUAUUGUGGCUGCUUGUGAUGGAAGAAAGCUUUCGGGGGGGAAGAAAGGAAUCUCAAAAGCUGGGCUGUGCCAGACUUGCCGCCGCUUUGCCCAGGCUCCCUGUGGUUGUGCUUACGUUACUGCGCUGUGCAGUUGCUUCAACACUUUAAAGGCCUGAGUGACUGUGCAGUCCUUGGAUGAUCCCAGGGACCUGUGCCUGUAAACCUGCAGGCAUAUAAAACUGCAUCUUGAGUUAUUUGCACUAAGAAAAAAAGAAGCCAGUUUAAAAAUAAAAGGAAUAACAUGAACCUGAUUUCACGUUACACUUUAUUUGGUUUUUAAAUUGGCAUGUUCUUUUCAAAUCUACCUGUACCAUGGUCGUGGGAACUUUUCUCUUUAGGUUGUGCACAGCAGAGGUGAGAUGCCUGACUUUUGAUAUUUUUUUUUUCUCUGAUGCUUCAUAUGUGGAAAAAGCAGCUUUUUUGUUGCGUGAAGUCGUAAGCAGUGAUGGAGCACCCUGUGUGCCACCUCCGGCUGGUGUGAAGGUGCCCCCUUGUGCUGGAAUCCCCUGGCCCCGGCACCCUGCAGGACAGUGAAGAGGAACCGCUGUGAGAAGCGUUCGGGUCUCAUUUCAGAAGUAACAAGCUCCACGCUGCGGCUGGGGUUUGGCUGCCGCUCACUCAGGCUUUGUGUCACUCACGUGCAAAGAAACAACAAUUCGGGACUAGAUGGAACAUUCCCUUCAUCAAAUUUUGCUGAACCGUGGACUAUUAAUUUUUGGAAGAAUUGAGUCUUGCGCUCUGGCUGCCAUCCCUGAGGUCCGUCUUUGGUGGAUGCAGGAUGCGGAUCAGCUGCAGGCAGAUGCUGGCAUGCAUUGUAAGGACUUUGCAAUGGGCCUUAGCCGAGCGGGAAAGGGGUGUGCACAGUCCCGAUGGCCGGUGGCUGCUCUUCGAUCACCCAGCAUGGGAGCGGACGUAUGGACAGGACCACUGUAUUAUACACGCUGCACUGGCCUCAACGCAAAUGGUGUUUGUCAGCACCAUGUUAGCAACCGCGGCUCAACUCCUUGCUGCAUGCAAGUAAGGAGCUGCACUUCCAGCAUGUGUCCCAUGGGCAAAGCUUUUUCAUUCCCCUCCCCCCCCCCCCCCCGCCCCCCCUUUCCCUCAUUUCACGGACCUAGAAUUCAACUUGCAGACCUUGUCCCGUUCUCAACUUUUCUUGCUAAGAUGUGGUGCCUACAGAUGAAGUAUACAAUGAAUACAGCGACGAUACACUAUAUGCCAAAUCUAACCUUUCUCCUUAAAUAUACAGUUGCUGACUUAUGUUUACAUAACCUUUAAAAUGUGGGCGCUGAAAUGCCUAAUUCCUGUGAUUCAAAACCAUUCCAAGCCUGAAUGGUCCAAGCCUGACACCUUGCUUCUCCGUUUGUUUUGUGUUGUACUCUACCCCUGGGGUCAAAGUCUGUUCCCGUGAAAUUCCGCUGGAGGUUUUGCUGGUGAUGUUAGUGGGAACAGGGCAAAGCUUGCCAUGUGUGUGUGAACUGUCUGAAUAAAGCCACUUAAACAGGCUGAUUUCUGCAGCCUGUUUUAAGGUGGAGCCUUCUGAGAACCGGAGUCUUUCUCUUCCCGUUUCCAAGUGUCCUGUCUCGGGAUGGAGCAAGCCAUUGCAAUAGCUAUAUGUUCAAACCCAAGGCAUGUGUGCUGACCGAUGGGUUGGAAUUAACGUGAAAUGGCUUGAAUAGGAGCUCUUUGGGGAAGGUGCAGGGUUUUUUUUGGGGGGCUUGGCUCUUCAGCUAGUACACUGGUGUAGUGCUGGGGAUGCCAGGACAGCAAGCUGCCCUGCACCUGCAGCAGUGGUGCUGAUCCUCAUCGUUCAGCAAUGGCAGAAGUGAAAUUCCUGUUGCUGUGGAUGACUUGUGAAAUCACAGGAAACAGGAGAUCCCUUUUGGGGAUGGAAAAGGGAAGAAAAAGGAGGAAAAAGCGGUGUUAGUAACCGUAAGGUGUAAGCCUAGAGGCUGCUGCAGUGGCAGUAAUCCGACAGUGAUGCUUGGGUUGUCCAUGUACCGUAGUCUACACUGCACUGUUACAGUGCUCGUUAGUGAGCUAAAAGGUCAGUACAGGCUUCUCGGUGGAAAAACUUGAAGGAAAAAAGGCUGGGUUUUUUUCAUAAUAACUUGUUGAAGUUUAAUCACUGGCUAGUGACACUGAAAGAUAAGAAAAGUGAUUAAGAUUCCCUCUAAAACUGGUAUGUGGUAACAGAGGAACUUGGUGUAGUCAUAGCUACUUCUGAAAAACUAAUCCUAAUCAUUAUGAGAAUAUUACAAAUGACUUGGAAUUGCAUAAAAGCGUAAAAUUGAAUUUGUAUACACACAGUUGAAAAACUUACCUAAUACUGCACCAUUUAUCCAAUUUCCCAGCUAUGGAUUUUUUUAAAAAAACAUAUAGUAUUUAGAAAGUGUAAAUUAUAUACAGGCAAUGACAAGAUACAUUUUCAGCUUCUUGCAAAAAAAAAAAAAAAAAAAAAAAAAAGACUGCAACCUUACAUUUUUUUCACUUAAAUGCAAUUUUAUACAUUUCUGUUGCUUUAUAUAAAGGAAAUUGAAUGUGAAUGUUACCUUUUAUGAAUGCAACUUGCUCUUUUUUCAUUACAGAAACUUUUGUUUGAAGUAAUCAAUAAACUUUGGUAUGUUGUUCUGAUUAAUA
Molecule: messenger RNA, 7117 nt
Organism: Falco peregrinus (peregrine falcon)
Lineage: Eukaryota; Metazoa; Chordata; Aves; Falconiformes; Falconidae
Gene: ATP11C
Product: ATPase phospholipid transporting 11C
Exons: 30
Coding region: 16-3579 (1187 amino acids)
Biological process (GO): phospholipid translocation
Cellular component (GO): trans-Golgi network; recycling endosome; endoplasmic reticulum
Molecular function (GO): ATP hydrolysis activity; ATPase-coupled intramembrane lipid carrier activity; ATP binding
Source: RefSeq, a predicted model, not a curated record